UGGGAAGGGCAGGAGUCAGUUUGGGUCUAUCACGGAGGUGGGGGCGGAGUCCGGCGGCCCCUUUAAUCGGGGGCGCGCGCUGGCCAGCCCGCGCGCUCUCGCCGCCGUCACCGGGCCGGAGCGGGAGCCAGAGCAGAGCCGAGGCCAGAGCGGGAGGAAUGGAGCCCUCGCGCGCGCCCGCGCUGCGCCGCCUGCUGCCGCCGCUCCUGCUCUUGCUCCUGCCGCUGUCCCCCCGCGCCCGGGCCAAGUACGUGCGGGGCAACCUCAGCUCCAAGGAGGACUGGGUGUUCUUGACAAGAUUUUGUUUCCUCUCCGAUUAUGGCCGACUGGACUUCCGAUUCCGAUACCCCGAGGCUAAGUGCUGUCAGAACAUCCUCCUCUAUUUUGAUGACCCAUCCCAGUGGCCAGCUGUGUACAAGGCAAGGGACAAGGACUGCUUGGCCAAGGAGUCUGUCAUCAGGCCGGAAAACAACCAGGUCAUCAACCUCACCACCCAGUAUGCCUGGUCAGGCUGUCAGGUAGUGUCCGAGGAGGGGACUCGCUACCUGAGCUGCUCCAGUGGCCGCAGCUUCCGCUCUGUGCGUGAAAGAUGGUGGUAUAUCGCACUCAGCAAGUGUGGGGGAGAUGGACUGCAGCUGGAGUAUGAGAUGGUCCUUACCAACGGCAAGUCCUUCUGGACACGGCACUUCUCAGCCGAUGAAUUUGGGAUCCUGGAGACGGAUGUGAUCUUUCUCCUCAUCUUCACCCUCAUCUUCAUCCUCUCUUGUUACUUUGGAUAUUUGCUGAAAGGUCGACAGCUACUCCAUACAACUUAUAAAAUGUUCAUGGCUGCAGCAGGAGUGGAGGUCCUGAGCCUCCUGUUUUUCUGCAUCUACUGGGGCCAGUAUGCCACAGAUGGCAUUGGCAAUGCGGGCCUGAAGAUCUUGGCCAAGCUGCUCUUCUCCUCCAGCUUCCUCAUCUUCCUGCUCACACUCAUCCUUCUGGGGAAGGGAUUCACGGUGACACGAGGCCGCAUCAGCCACUCGGGCUCCGUGAAGCUGUCUGUGUACAUGACCCUGUACACCCUCACCCACGUGGCGCUGCUUAUCUACGAGGCAGAAUUCUUUGAUCCAGGCCAGGUACUGUACACAUACGAAUCUCCAGCUGGCUACGGGCUCAUCGGGCUGCAGGUGGCUGCCUAUGUGUGGUUCUGCUACGCUGUGCUGGUGUCCCUUCGUCACUUUCCUGAGAAACAGCCCUUUUAUGUGCCCUUCUUUGCCGCCUACACUCUCUGGUUCUUUGCUGUCCCUGUCAUGGCCCUGAUCGCCAAUUUUGGGAUCCCGAAGUGGGCCCGAGAGAAGAUCGUCAACGGCAUUCAGCUGGGGAUCCACUUGUAUGCCCACGGCGUGUUUCUGAUCAUGACUCGCCCAUCUGCUGCCAACAAGAACUUCCCAUACCAUGUGCGAACUUCGCAGAUCGCCUCGGCCGGGGGCCCGGGGCCCGGAGGGAGUCAACCGGCAGACAAAGCAUUCCCGCAGCACGUCUACGGAAACGUGACGUUCAUCAGCGACUCGGUGCCCAACUUCACGGAGCUCUUCUCCAUCCCCCCGCCCACCUCCUCUGUAAGCUCCGCAGCCCCGGCGCCCGAGGAGCUGCUGGCGCCGCCCCUGGAGUACCUGACCCCGCUCCCCGCCCCGCCGCCGCCCCCUGCACCCUGUCGCCUGAGCCCGCCCCUGGCCUUCCGUACUCCCCGCGCCCCAACGCCCCGACUCGACCGUCCCCCGGCGCCCGCGCCCACCCUGCCCGACUGGGUCCUGGCUCUAUUGCGCACACCCCCGAGGACGCCCCGCGCCGUGCCCCCGCCGCCCGCCUUCCGAGGCUGGUCCCCAUCUCCCCCACCGCCGCCGGAGUUUGCCCGGCGCACCCCGACGCCACCCCUUGAGUACCUGGCCCCGCUGCCCAGGCGCCCAGCCACCCACUCCUUCCCUGAGUGACACGUGCGUCCAUUCCUGGGGUGGUGGGAGUCCUCUGGGA
Molecule: messenger RNA, 2013 nt
Organism: Phodopus roborovskii (desert hamster)
Lineage: Eukaryota; Metazoa; Chordata; Mammalia; Rodentia; Cricetidae
Gene: Tmem145
Product: transmembrane protein 145
Exons: 14
Coding region: 159-1973 (604 amino acids)
Biological process (GO): G protein-coupled receptor signaling pathway; response to pheromone
Source: RefSeq, a predicted model, not a curated record